This is a messenger RNA of Naegleria lovaniensis, 957 nucleotides long. RefSeq lists its product as uncharacterized. The coding region runs from base 1 to 957 and encodes 318 amino acids. The transcript has 2 exons. The record is from RefSeq and is a predicted model, not a curated record. Lineage: Eukaryota; Heterolobosea; Eutetramitea; Acrasida; Naegleriidae.
AUGAUGACCCACAACAACAACACAAGCACCACAGAAACAAAUUUACUGACGACGACGUCAACCACAAAAGAUUAUAGAAAUUCAUCCACAACAUCAACCAUGUUUUCCACUCCUACUCAACCAAAGGAUAUUGCAAGCAUUGCUUCUUCGUCGAGCACCGAUGAGGAGGAGGACACCAUUUUAGGCUCCUAUCAUGACAUCAAAUCCAGAUACUUUAUGUCUCUCAAUCUUUCUCAACAAAAAACACCGCCACCACAAACAUCUCCUUCUGGAUCAAAUUCUACUACCUCCCCUCGUCUUGCAACAAAUAAUGACAACACAAAUGUCAACAGGCCACAACGAACGAGUAGUUUGAGUGCUCAGUUAUCGAAACAAUCUUCAACGACGUCUCCUGUUGACAAACAACCCCUGAAAGAGGUCUCCAAGAAACAAACACAAAUUGAUUUCUACAAACAUUCCCAAGCAAUUCCCAUACCAACCAAAGUUUCAAACCCACUCCCAAUCAUUGACAACAGUUUAGUCACCCCAAACCACGGAGCCACCUAUGAGCCAUCACUUGUUCCAAGUCUCAUGAAUGAUGACACUACUCCAAUGAUGUUCGAAGGUGAUUUUAGUUUUACAGAUAGCAGUGAGAGUGGAAGUGUUGAUUUAGCCCCAUUCUUCACAACACAAGUGACAUUGUCUUCCAACCAGAACAACACGAGCAACAGAACAACUCAACCCAAAUCAAGCAUGAAGUCAACCACAUCAUCAUCAAAACAAAAAGGUUCUCAAAAGAGUGUAUCUAUGAAAAUUGAGACCACAACAUCAGUUGUCAGAGAUGAUGAUCUUGAUGAUGACAGAUCGCCUUUGACGCCAAACAGAAACAUUAUCCCUCCUCACUUACUCAAUAAUCGAUCAGAUUUUUCCUUGUACAGACAACAACAAAAACAUAACACCAAAGUAUAUAAAAUAUAG